Messenger RNA from Vigna radiata var. radiata (mung bean), 727 nucleotides. Its product is annotated as EEF1A lysine methyltransferase 1-like. The record is from RefSeq and is a predicted model, not a curated record. Gene Ontology annotation, molecular function: protein-lysine N-methyltransferase activity. The coding region runs from base 63 to 407 and encodes 114 amino acids. The transcript is spliced from 2 exons. Lineage: Eukaryota; Viridiplantae; Streptophyta; Magnoliopsida; Fabales; Fabaceae.
CCUUGUAUUCGAAUCCAUUCCAACCUCUUUGCCAACUCUUCCUCCCACACCAGCUAAGAGCAAUGGCGGACCAACUCCAACUGAACCCUAACUCGGUGACCGGAAUCACUGAGUCUUCGGCGCCCUCCGAUGAUGAAGAACCCUCUCUCAGCUCCCACACUCUCGCCGCUCUCAAAGAAUUCCUCGCCGAGCAGCAGCAUCACUCCGAUGCCGGAGGAGGGUCCGAGGUUUCUCUCGUAUCCGAGAAUUGGAAUUUGAGCCAGUUCUGGUACACUCCAGAAACAGCGAAAACCGUGGCCAAGGAAGUUCUCACUCUCUGCAGUGGCGUCCACACUCGCGUUGCCUGCAUUGCUUGCCCUACUCUCUAUGUNUAUCUCAAGAUAUUCCUCUCUCCCAUGUACGUUUGAUUGCAAUUGGAAAUCGAUAUGCGGCUAAUUUUUUAUUUGUAUUUCUAGAAAAUUAUGCCGUGUUGGACAAACCAAAGGCUGUGCUGUGUGGUGCAUUACUUAGCAUCUCUUUUCAAUGAGUUGAAUUGCAUGUUUCAUGGAUACAUACGUUUCUAUAUCUCACUGUAAACUAAUUUAAAGCCCGUUUUGUGUAUUUACAGUUUCUUGCAAUGAAACACCAGUCUGCUUAAUUUUUCUGUAACAGACUUUUGUAUCUGUACUUGUUUUACCAGAAGAGGAACCCACAAUGCAAGAUUAUAAGAAAAUCUAGUGUUAUUCAA